AUGGUGGGGCUCGACUCGUCAUACUCGCCCUUGGAGAUCCACAUCUACUGGAAGGUGCUCGGCGAGGAAAGGAGGGACCCACCGAUUCACACUGAGUACUUGCGUUCGGGCGGAACUACGACCUCGAUUUUGAUCGUGGAGGGCGCUCGCCGAUGCCUGGGAACAUUGUGGGGCCUCCAGACAGACAACGCUGGCGUACAGAUCCUUCCGGAUGUCGACGUCGCACUCCAUGAUCGACUGGAAAGUGGUGUCGUGGAUGCCGCUGGCGUCCUUCCCAAAAAAGCUGGGCUGGAAGAGCACCUCGGGGCAACGUAA
Prorocentrum cordatum is the source of this 315-nucleotide messenger RNA. Lineage: Eukaryota; Dinophyceae; Prorocentrales; Prorocentraceae. The record is from the annotation of a GenBank genome assembly.